CCUUUAUGUAGACAGGUUUUUUAUAUCAAGCAGCCUUGUGUAUUGGCUGCAGGGAUAAAGCUAGUCAUGAGUUUGAGACAGAGAAAUAUUCAAUUAGUUGGCAAAUACCAAUAACAUCUCUAAAUGAAGGAUUUGGCACAGAAGCAUUGGCUGCUUUUUUAUUAAUAGAAAAUACCACCAAUUACCAAAGUUUUAAUCCGUGAACCAAGGAUUUGACCAUCAAGGAAGGCGCCCCAAGGGCCCAAAUGAAAUCAAGAUUCCUAACAAAAAAUAUAUUGCGGGAAACGGCCAGGGGCAAACUGAGUAUAGAGAAAGCGGGCAAAAUAAUUUAGGGAAUAAAAUAAAUGCCGGGUUUUCCGAUUUCGGCAUCUUGCGGUCCUAUAAAACACAGCAAGUCUUGAUGUCCCCAGCCUCCAGCAUAACUCUCUCCAAUUUCUCUCUUUCAACUCCGUUCUCUCUGGAGCUCUUCCUUUCACCUCCAUCUCUUUUAUCUUUUCAUUCCUCUUCCUCCCUCAUCUCUUUCCCUUUUUUUUCCCCUUCUCUUGGUCUCUUUUAUACGGAUUGCACUAUAAGUUUGUGCUUUUUUUGUUUCCCUGAAGGAUAGUGCUAUGGUGACCGCUCAGCCAUAACUCGCUGGUGUUUGUCUCAUAUUGAUUUUGAGAUGCAAAAAGAAUAGAUUUUCAAGCGAUGGACAGGAUGUAUUCGUCGCCGGUUAAGAGAACGGAGCACGUUGACGUGACUCCAAAGCCGCGGCCGCGCUCAAGAUCCAGCUCCGGCGAACCGACCAAGUUGGCGGACCGGAGGAUGGUGCGUAUCUUUUGCGACGACUACGAGGCCACCGACUCUUCCGGCGACGAAGACGAGUGCUGUUACCUCCGCCGCCGCGUGAAGCGCUAUGUCCAGGAGAUUAGGUUCGAGGACCGCCCUGCCAAGGGCGCCGCUUCCGCCGCGGGCGACAAGGGGAGAUCCGGGAAGGUAGGCGGAAAGAAGAAGAAGCCGGUCCUUGGAACCUCCGGGGACCAGCCUGGCUCGCCGGUGGCCCCGAGGUUCCGUGGCGUCCGCCGCCGGCCGUGGGGGAAGUACGCCGCGGAGAUCCGCGAUCCUCGGCGGCGUGUCCGUCUGUGGCUCGGCACGUACAAUACUGCCGAGGAGGCCGCCAAGGUGUACGACACCGCCGCCAUCCAGCUCCGCGGCCCCGAUGCCACCACCAACUUCUCUACUCGCUCAGUCGCCACUUCCGCCGCCGCUCCCACCCAGCCUUCUCCUCCGACUAAGAACCUUUCCGACGGCACGGUCUCCGGCGGGUACGACUCCGGUGAGGAGUCACCCAAUCUCUCCUCUCCAACCUCCGUCCUCUGCGGUUUCUCAUCCUCCUCCGCAAAGAAGUCGGAGGCGAACGACGCCCAAGAACAGCAGCAAACUCCGACUAAAGUCUCGGACGAGAAGGCAAGUAUUCUCCCCGCCAGUAUUAGUUUACCGGACGAGUUUCGGGACUUCAUGUCAUUCGACGAGGUGCCACUAAUCGACUUCGACGUGCCGGAGCCUGCAUUCUUCGCGGACUCGGCGGAGAUCGGCUUCUUCACCAGCGACAUGAGCGAUGUCAUGCUGAGCUCCGAUUUAAACCUCGGCUCAAUAACAUGGCAGGAAGAUGAUUAUUUUCAAGAUAUUGGUGAUUUAUUUCCAAUCGAUCCUCUCCCUGCCGCUUAAAACUUUUGGAGAAACAGAGAGAGUCUCAGGACGCCAAUUAAUCGGCUGAUUUUUUUAAAAAAAAUUUAACUGUGAGGAGAGAGACAGUAGCUUUUCUAUUUUUUAUUAAUUUAUUUUUUGUUUUUAAAUCUUUCCCUUGAAUAUCGAGUGAGGUAACUGUAACGGAACGGAUUUUGUGAUAUUUUAUUAUCUUACUUAUAUUUUUAUUAUUAAUAUAUAAGAAUUUUGUCUGCGUUAAAAAUAAAGAUUUUUUUUUGGCAUUGGGUUUGAUGGAUAUGGCUGACUGCACACGUGUCUACAUUUAACGGGUCUUUAGCUCUGUUUUC
Molecule: messenger RNA, 2033 nt
Organism: Phoenix dactylifera (date palm)
Lineage: Eukaryota; Viridiplantae; Streptophyta; Magnoliopsida; Arecales; Arecaceae
Product: ethylene-responsive transcription factor CRF2
Biological process (GO): regulation of DNA-templated transcription
Molecular function (GO): DNA binding; DNA-binding transcription factor activity
Source: RefSeq, a predicted model, not a curated record